UUGAAUGCCUUCACUUCAUCUUUAGACAAUCUUUAUUUUCAUUGGAGUUGAAGACAAGCAUCCAACAUUGGUUGAAUGUCAAGAAUCAUGUUUUGACUUCCGCAAACCAAAGUACACCGAAUAAAUAUUAUCGGAAGAAAUCAUAUUAGUUUCAAACACAGAGAGCUCGACACACUUUAACUAUAAAGAAAAUAAGAAAUAUCAAAUUUAAAUCAACUUGGUUAAGAAAAUUAAGUUUAUUUUAUUGAAGAGUCCUAGAUGAGAGUGGAGCAUUGAGAAAGCAAAAUCAUCUCGCCACGUUGUUGUAUUUGAGAGCCAAACAUGUCGCCCACUAACAAACUAUAAUUUUUCUUUACGCGACUUCAUCCCAAUGCUAGCAAGCUAGCUACGCCUUACAAACACAACAUUUAUAAAUCAAUAACAUGGCAUUAUAUAAAACUAAAGUAAACAAAAUGGGCGUAUCCAAGAAAUGGUUGAGAAUUGUUCGUAAAAAAUUCUUAAGAUAUUCUUCCAAUAAAGACAUAAUAACACUCCCUCCUCGUACAAGUGUUUGCACAAAUCAAAGCGAACAAGCCAUACUUGAAAACCAAGUAACCACCGUUAGCGAAGACUUGAGGAUAAGUUUGCCAUUACAAGCUAUUAAUUAUUCAUCAAACAUAUUCACCAAGGAACACUUUGCGGCAAUUAAGAUUCAAGCUUAUUUCAGGGCUCAUCUCGCAAGAAGAGCACAUAGGGCAUUGAAAAGCCUUGUGAAGCUACAAGCGUUAGUUCGUGGGGUGUGUGUGAGGAGACAAUCGCGUAUAGCAAUGCAAUGUAUGAACGCACUUGUUCGCUUACAAGUCAGGGUUCGUGCAAGGCAAUUACUUGGUACUACUAGUUUUGAUCAUAGUUAUAAUUAGUGUUUGUUUAGAAACAAGUCGAGUGUCAAAUUGAAAGAGAAUGAAAACACACCUAUGAGAAUUUUCAAUCUACACUGUGAGGAGUUUUAUUUAUCUAUUUUUUUAUAAGUAUUUAAAUGAAACAUAAGUUGAGUAAAAAAAUAUCAAUGUGUUUUUAAAUUUUAUGUAUAUGAGCAUUUGUAACCUAACGGCUAAGAUUAGAUUAAUUUGUUGGUUAAAUUUGGUUUGUGUGUUGGUUAGAUUUAGUUAAUUUUUUGUUAAGUUUGAAAUGUGUUUUAUUAAUAGAACAUGUGUAUUGAUUGUUUUUGUAUCUUUUAUAAUUAUUCAAUAUGAAACAUUCUAAAUAAU
Messenger RNA from Cicer arietinum (chickpea), 1247 nucleotides. Its product is annotated as protein IQ-DOMAIN 7. The record is from RefSeq and is a predicted model, not a curated record. Gene Ontology annotation, molecular function: protein binding. NCBI's taxonomy places the organism in Eukaryota, Viridiplantae, Streptophyta, Magnoliopsida, Fabales, Fabaceae.